Molecule: messenger RNA, 3983 nt
Organism: Microcebus murinus (gray mouse lemur)
Lineage: Eukaryota; Metazoa; Chordata; Mammalia; Primates; Cheirogaleidae
Gene: FRK
Product: fyn related Src family tyrosine kinase
Biological process (GO): protein phosphorylation
Molecular function (GO): ATP binding; protein tyrosine kinase activity; protein binding
Source: RefSeq, a predicted model, not a curated record
ACAGUCUGCACGUAGCUCAGGAUGUUAAAGGCAAUAGCCUCGGCUGGUUGGUUAUUCAUUAGCAAAAAGGAAAGAGCCAUCGGGACUGUUCUAACGACAGGAACAGACUUGAAGCAGGGAGACAGGUGCUGGCAAAGGCAAGGUGUGGAGAUUGUACCUGGAGUUAGUAUCUUUUUCUUCUUAACUUUUUCUUGGGACAAAAGGCAAGAUGGCAUCUUUUUGUUCUCCAAUGUCUAUCUAAAUAAAAUCCUCUUAGUUUUAUAUUUGUUGUGGGAUUCUUCAGCAGACAAGAAGAAAAGACAUCUUCCCAUUGAGCAGCUGCCAAGCUCCCAUUUGAUUUUGCUCUGGGGCAGCAGCUGGGGACACAGAAAGCAAACCAGCGAGUCUCUCCAGGUAGGGCUUGCUUGACUUUUCUGAAACAGGACUUUGCACACUCUGGAAAGUAUGGCGAGUUGGUGCUGAUUUCUGCGUUGAGUGGUGGAGGAAGAAAAAGUGGAUUUGCAGAGACUCAGGGGAGAGGGAGAAGCCUCCUGCCUCUUCUCCCCAACAAGACACCAUGGGCAACGUCUGGGCAAGGAUCCGGGCUUACUUGGAGCCCUGUCUCCCCUGCUUGUCCCAGGGGGCAGACAAGCCAGUGGUGAUUGCCAAUCCAGGGGCCCGUUGCUCCCCUGUCACUCCUCCUCGGUCCCAGAGGCAGGAGCCUGAGAGAAGCUCCAGCCACUACUUUGUGGCUCUAUAUGAUUACCAGGCUCGGACAGCAGAGGACCUAAGCUUCCGUGCUGGCGACAAACUGCAAGUCCUAGACACUUCCCACAAGGGCUGGUGGUUUGCCAGGCACUUGGAAAAGAGGGAAGAUGGCUACAACCAGCAACUACAGGGCUAUAUUCCUUCUAACUAUGUGGCUGAGGACAGGAGCCUACAGGCAGAGCCGUGGUUCUUUGGAGCUAUCAAAAGAGCAGAUGCAGAAAACCAACUAUCAUAUUCAGAAAAUCAGACGGGUGCCUUUCUAAUCAGAGAAAGUGAAAGCCAGAAAGGGGAUUUCUCUCUUUCAGUUUUAUAUCAAGGAGUUGUAAAACACUACAGAAUCAGAAGACUCGAUGAAGGGGGCUUUUUUCUUACCCGGAGAAAAACCUUUUCAACACUGAAUGAGUUUGUGAGCUACUACACCACGAGAAGCGAUGGCUUGUGUGUCAAGCUGGAAAAACCGUGCUUAAAGAUACAGGUCCCAAUGACUUUUGAUUUGUCAUAUAAAACCGCGGACCAGUGGGAGAUAGACCGCAACUCUAUACAACUUCUGAAGCGAUUGGGAUCCGGUCAGUUUGGCGAAGUAUGGGAAGGCCUAUGGAACAACACUACUCCUGUAGCAGUCAAAACAUUAAAACCAGGUUCAAUGAAUCCAAAUGACUUCCUGAGGGAGGCACAGAUGAUGAAGGGCCUAAGACAUCCCAAGCUUAUCCAGCUGUAUGCUGUCUGUACUCUAGAAGAUCCAAUUUAUAUUAUUACAGAGUUGAUGAGACACGGAAGUCUGCAAGAAUAUCUCCAAAAUGAUGCUGGGUCAAAAAUCCAUCUAACUCAGCAGGUAGACAUGGCUGCACAGGUUGCCUCUGGAAUGGCCUAUCUGGAGUCCCAGAACUAUAUCCACAGAGAUCUGGCUGCCAGAAAUGUCCUCGUUGGUGAACAUAAUAUCUACAAAGUAGCAGAUUUUGGACUUGCAAGAGUUUUUAAGCAGGUAGAUAAUGAAGACAUUUAUGAAUCUAAACACGAAAUAAAGCUGCCGGUGAAGUGGACUGCACCUGAAGCCAUUCUUGCUAAACAAUUCAGCAUUAAGUCCGAUGUGUGGUCAUUUGGAAUUCUUCUUUAUGAAAUCAUUACUUAUGGCAAAAUGCCUUAUAGUGGUAUGACAGGUGCUCAGGUGCUCCAGCUGUUGGGUCAAAACUAUAGACUCCCGCAACCAUCUAACUGUCCACAGCAAUUCUACAACAUCAUGUUGGAGUGCUGGAAAGCAGAGCCUGAGGAACGACCAACAUUUGAGAUACUGCAAUGGAAACUUGAGGACUAUUUUGAAACAGACUAUUCAUAAUCAGAUGCAAAUAACUUCAUAAGAUGAACACAAAGGAAAAAUAUUAAAUAAUGAAGUAGCAAAAAAAAUUGAAUAAUCAGUCCAGAAACACAAUCUUAUUGAUCAACUAUGAAAUCAGUUUAUCUUGACAUAUGAAAGUGAUAGGGUAAAUUUGGCCAGGUGUUAUAAAAAUGAUCUGUGCAUUUUAUUGACUGGGAAACACUAUAGGACAGUCUAAGAUGAUAUAUCAUUUUCUCACUGCCUGGUAAAAUUAAGCACACUAAACAAAGUUAUUUUUCUUUUUAAGAGAUGCUCACAUUUCUAUUUAUUGUUUGAAAUGCCGAUCAAGAGAAUCAACAGAUGAUAGUCAGUUUUUACUCAGUGACUGUUGUAGCAUUUUCCUGUUUACUGAUUACAGUGGUUAUUCAUUAUUCCUCGGAUUGCUGAAUCCCAUCAGGCUAUUAUUAUGAAGGAAUUUGAUUGCUUUGGUGCACAGCAGGACCUGUGCUUUGAGAUUUCUUUUCUCUUUUAAAAUAUCCUGUAACUACAAUGAUGGCAAAGCCAUGUUAAAUGACUUGAUUGUACUUGGAGUAAUUGCACAUAUUUUUUUCCUAUGCAUAAAAAAAUGAAACAGCUGUUGAGAAAACGAAUUAAAAUCUUUCUCAUUUUGUAGAAGGAAAUGAUGGAAUUUUUUCUAUACCUCAGUAUGUGUCAUCUGAGAAUCAUCUACAUUAGUGUUAAUCCCUUAAUGUUGAGAAUCAGGUUGCAAAGCUGAUGAGUUAUCACCUAUGGAAAUAUGUGGAAAACAUCUAAUAGCCUACAAAGCCUGAUAAAUAGGUAUCAAAUAGUUUAGAAAAAUGAGAGGAGGGCAAUAGAAUUGCUAUGGCCUAGGGCUUCUGAACAAUUAAAAAAAAAAAGUACCUUUUGACAUAUAGGCCAGAGUUUUAAAUGAACCAUAAAAACGGUCAAGCUCUAUUUCAGAACUUUCAGAACUAGAGGCUAGGAAUAAUGUCUGAACUUGGUUAUGAAACUAUAUUUUUUGUCUGGUAGGGUAGAGGUUUUUACUCAUCUUAAAUUUGCAUUAACCUUUGUAACAACAUUACUAUCUUCUGAAGCAAUGGGUGUAUAAAAUUCUCUGCCUCAUUAGAUGACUAGGGGGACUUCUCCAAGGUGGUUUCAAAAUCAAAUAUAUAUUCAAAGAUCUUCUGAUAUAAAGCAUUCUGAAUGAAAGCCAUGAGAAAACAGGAUAUUUUGAAUAUAUUCUUUUAUCUGUCUUUAAAAGAGAAGAACCUAUCUAAAUAGUUACAGAAACCCAAACUCAAAGUGGAUUAAGUAACAAAUAAAUCUGCAAACUCUUUUAACUGGGAGGUAGGGAGGGCUCCAGGCACAAUACCAUCAGCAGUUCAAUGAUGUCAAUAAAGGCCCAAGUCCUUUCCAACUUUGGCCUCUGCCAUCAGCAUUGCCCUCAUUUCCAGGGUAACAGAUGGCUGUCAUUUGCAAAACUGGGGCUCCUUGUUCUAGCAGGAGAAAAUGGGAAACCUCUUUCCCAAACUUGGAUAAAAAUUAUUUUUAUUUUCAUGUUCAGGCAAACUUGGGUCAUCAUAUGCCAGCCCUGGACCAAUAAUAGACUUAAUGUGAAUGCUAUGUGCUAAUUGGCUUAGAAUAAGUUCUGAGACUGAAGCUGAGACUAUGAUUACCUUCCUCAGAAACAGGUUAAGAGGCUGGCUUUUCUGAAUAAAAUUAGAGAAUAUUAGAUGCUGCAUAGGUGUCCAGUGAGGAGAAAAAUCCUUUGAGAUGAAUUAACUGUUAGAUUUUAUCAAUCUAUGUACCUGUUUAUUCAUCUAUUUGAUAUUUAUCAGUCUAUCCAUCCAUCCAUCCGUCAUCAUCAUCUCAAUCACCUCUUCUCUCUCUCUUGCUUUUUCUU